Molecule: messenger RNA, 890 nt
Organism: Populus trichocarpa (black cottonwood)
Lineage: Eukaryota; Viridiplantae; Streptophyta; Magnoliopsida; Malpighiales; Salicaceae
Product: MYB-like transcription factor EOBII
Exons: 3
Coding region: 69-641 (190 amino acids)
Biological process (GO): regulation of DNA-templated transcription
Cellular component (GO): nucleus
Molecular function (GO): sequence-specific DNA binding; DNA-binding transcription factor activity
Source: RefSeq, a predicted model, not a curated record
CUUCGGUAUCUCACCUUUUCAGUUCUCUCUCCCUCCCUCCCUCUCUCUCUCUCCCCAAGAAAUACGAAAUGGAUAAAACACCAUCCAACUCUCAGGAUGUUGAAGUAAGAAAAGGGCCAUGGACCUUGGAAGAAGACUUGAUCUUAACCAACCACAUCGCGAACCACGGUGAAGGUGUAUGGAACUCGCUUGCUAAAGCUGCAGGUCUGAAACGUACAGGAAAGAGUUGCCGGCUCCGUUGGCUCAACUACUUGCGGCCCGACCUUCGAAGAGGGAAUAUUACACCUGAAGAACAGCUCUUGAUCAUGGAACUGCAUGCUAAGUGGGGAAACAGGUGGUCGAAGAUUGCAAAGCAUCUUCCAGGGAGGACCGACAACGAAAUAAAGAAUUACUGGAGAACUAGAAUCCAGAAGCACAUCAAGCAAGCUGAAACAUUUGCCGCACAGAGUUCUGAGACGAAUGAACAUGGGAGCAGUAGCAGCCAAGUUUCCAGCACAACCGAAUUAAUGGUGUCCAAUUGUCUGCCAUCCUACCAAGGAGAUGUGGAGGCCUUUUCAGGGGGGAAUAUACCUCAAGAACUGAACGAAAAUUAUUGGAGCAUGGAGGAUCUGUGGUCCAUGCAGUUACUUAAUGGCGAUUAAUAAGUACUAUAUGGGAACAUUUCUGCUAUGUUCCAAAUGAUCCUAUUUCGGAUCAGUAUUACGCAUCAACGGCUUGUAAAACACACACAAAUGUAUGAAUGUAUACAGUAUCUUAUAUACUUUGCAUCCGCUUAUUUAUGAAUGGCCUGGGAAGCUUUUUCUUAAUUGAUGGAGAUAAAAAGCAAUUGAUUUGGGCAGCAAAGCCAGUCUCCUAGAUAAAUAAUUAAUCCUUGGAUUUUCAUGAUGAAA